AUGGGGUCAAUUCUUUCGGCACCAAUUACAGACCAAGCGUCGGGGCAAGUCGACGGCGAGUCACUGAAGUGUGGGUACACAUCAAUGCAGGGGUGGCGAAGAACAAUGGAGGACUCUCACAUCGUGCAGCUUGACUUUCAAGUUGAAGGCGGCAAAAAAGCGUCAUUUUUUGGGGUGUUUGAUGGCCAUGGAGGUGAUCAAGUAGCUGAUUACUGUGAGAAAGUGUAUGUUGAUGUGUUACUUAAGUCUCCUGCGUUUAAAGCGGGUGACUAUAAAAAGGCGUUGAUAGAUACCAACAUCGUCAUUGAUGACUUAAUGAGAACAAAAGAUGUUAACACUUUUAUUAAAGGCCUUGGUUCUGGGGGAUCAAACAUCUAUGAAGGGAUGUUUGGGGAGUUAGUGGCCGAUGGGAUGGGAUGCACCGCUGUAGUUGCGUUGAUCAUAGAUAACAAGAUAUAUUGUGGGAAUGCUGGCGACAGUCGGUGUGUGUUAUUCAAAGGGAACAAAGUGAAGGGGAUGAGUGUCGAUCACAAACCGACUCUUCAAAGUGAGAUCGAUCGUAUAACACAAGCCGGUGGGACAAUAGAUGGGGGGCGUGUCAAUGGAAAUUUGAAUUUGACGCGAACAAUCGGUGAUUUAAUGUACAAAAGGCAGCCCGAGCUCGGGCCAGCUAAACAGAUCAUUUCAUGUUAUCCGGAUGUGACUGAGGAGCCUCUUGAUGGUACCGAACAAUUACUUAUACUUGCUUGUGAUGGUAUUUGGGAUGUAUUAACAAGUGAGCAAUGUGUUGAAAAGGUUGUCGAGUACCUCAAGACGGGACUUCCAUUGAAACAAGUCUGUGAGAAAAUAGCGGACGACUGUCUGAGUAAGGAACCCUAUAGUAAACCAGGGUUUGAUAAUAUGACACUCAUUGUAGUCAAGUUCAACGGAUAUGAAGUGGAAGUGAACCCGAAGAGUGUGGUCGUAGAACAAACCCCAGAGGGGAGCGUUGUGACAUCUCAAUAA
Molecule: messenger RNA, 1005 nt
Organism: Entamoeba invadens IP1
Lineage: Eukaryota; Evosea; Mastigamoebida; Endamoebidae
Product: protein phosphatase 2C, putative
Exons: 3
Coding region: 1-1005 (334 amino acids)
Biological process (GO): protein dephosphorylation
Molecular function (GO): protein serine/threonine phosphatase activity; cation binding
Source: RefSeq, a predicted model, not a curated record